Messenger RNA from Aspergillus candidus, 989 nucleotides. Its product is annotated as OPI10 family protein. The transcript has a single exon. The coding region runs from base 148 to 831 and encodes 227 amino acids. Gene Ontology annotation, biological process: protein import into nucleus. The record is from RefSeq and is a predicted model, not a curated record. Gene Ontology annotation, cellular component: cytosol; nucleus. Gene Ontology annotation, molecular function: nuclear import signal receptor activity. NCBI's taxonomy places the organism in Eukaryota, Fungi, Ascomycota, Eurotiomycetes, Eurotiales, Aspergillaceae.
GCUCUGUAGCUCUCUGGAAACAAUGUAUACUGAUCGUCGCUAAUAGCUUUCUGACCCUCUCAUAACCUAUAAACCAACCAGUUCACCUCUCACCCCUCACCUACCUCCCACAUCGCGAUCGAGACCCCUCCUACCCCUCCGCAGAUCAUGUUCUCCGUCAUCGUCCCAGACCGACCCUGUCUAACAGACAUCGUCGCAGUAGACGGACAGCCCAACGGCCAAGCAACCAAAUUCGCCUUCACAUUCCCCCUCUACCCCGCCUUCACCGAGCUCGUCGUCUUCCUCCUCCCCGGAACAGUCCUCCCCCCAGACACCGCAGCAGCAGUGUACAUCCAGCUACCAGACGCGAACGCACCGCCCACGGGGCCCGAAUUCCGCUUCAUCGGCGCAUUAGCGAACGAGAAGCCCUCGUCGAUAUUCAGCGUGCGCCCGCCACGUCCCAACAAUACCGGAGCCCAGGACGACGAUGCGAUGCAAGACGAGAACCCCGCGAGCGGCCCGCCCGACGCCAUGGUGACGCUGGGUAUCUCCCUCGAGCCUGUGCAGAACGUCGCGCCGCAGCUGGCUGCGCUGGAGGCGGAGAAGGCUAGCGCGGGGCCGUCGAAGCAGCUCGUGCGACAGACGAGACCGCAGCAGCAGAUGACGACCAAGGUGCUGGCGCAGCGGAUUAUUGGCAAUGCGUUCAACUUCCUGGCGAGCUUUGCGACGGCGGAUAAGGGCGAGGAUGUCGUGCCGUUGAAGAGCUUUCGCGAUUGGUGGACGAAGUUUGAGCGCAAGGUGGAUUUGGAUCCGAGCUUUUUGGAACGUGAGGAUCCGUCGCAGUCGGGUUGAGAAGUUUCGGGGUAAUUGGUGCUGUAUUUUGGGUUUUGGAUAUCUCCUUUUAAAAGCGUGAAAGACAUGUUAUUUGUCGGGAUUAAUGUACGUUGUCUAUAUGAUUCUGCAGUUUCUGGUUAUAAUCCAUAGGCGGCGCGACUUUGGUGCAAAUGCGG